AUGUCCAUAAAGGAGGCUCCAGAAGCGCCGAGCGGUGUUAAUGGCGAUACCUCUGCUCAAAAUAAAGAUCCCGCGAUGCCUUCGGGUGGGGCCAAAGCCAAAGUCGAUAAAGCGAAGGAGAAGUUAGACAAGAAACAGCAGAAACUCAAGGAGAAGACAAACCCUGCGGGGGGAUACGAUGCCACGCCGAUUCCGCCAGCUCGCGAUGGCUACACGAUCAAGUUUACCUUCCACCGCGCAGAAAACCUGCCCAUGUCAGACCUAAGCACGCGAUCCUCAGAUCCCUUCAUACGGGCGACAUUGACUGCCCCUCUGCAGAAAAGGCACAAGGAAGACCCUAACCUCGUCUUCCGAACACCCACGAUACAGAAGAAUACAGACCCGGAAUGGAAUUCACAAUGGAUUGUGGCGGGGAUACCGUCUGCCGGCUUCAAGUUGAAAUGUCGAUUAUAUGAUGAAGAUGCUCAGGAUCAUGAUGAUCGAUUGGGGAAUGUGACAAUUGUCGUGGACCACCUUGGUGCGGACUGGCCCGGGUUUCGAGAGGAGAAACAUAGCAUUAAGAAGCGUAUGGGAAGCAAGAGAGCAUACCUUGUCCGAGGCUGCGCCGCCAUGUUAAGCAAUGUGGACAUGAGUGGGAGUUUGUGGGUUAGUGCAGAGCUCCUUGGAAAAUCGGACCCUCCUCAUGGUCGCAUGUAUACUGUUGGUGAGACGAGGUGGUUUAAACACUAUUCACCCAUGAUUGGGAGGAUUGUUGGGAUGAAGGCGCCUGAUAACAAGGAGGGUGAUGGUGCAGAAAACAGGGGGAGCAAGAUUGAGAAGCAUGACUUCCAAGCAAACCAGCUCCAACUACAAGGUCCCGUCCCUGCUGAAUUAUACCACCGCUUUGUGGAGUUCAAGCCUUUCGUAAAGGGCAUGUUCUCAAAAGCCGGUCUCCGAGGGCGAAUCUUGAACAAGGCGCUACACCACCAACAUGCCCGCAUCUACAACUUUGACAGCACGACAGAAUAUGGCGUCAUGCCUCCUUGCUCCAAGGAAGCUGCUCUACAAUUCCUCAAAAUGGCGCAUUACGACGAAGGCGCGCGAAUCUUCACCUAUGUCUUAACCCUAGACGGGAUGUUACGCUUCACAGAAACAGGCAAAGAAUUCGGCAUCGACCUCCUCUCCAAACACACCAUGCAUAGCGACGUAAAUAUCUACAUAGCCUGCAGUGGCGAGUUCUUAAUUCGGCGCUUAAAGCACCCCGAGAAGCCCGUUGACGACCCAGACCAAGUAACACAUCCGGAGGAUGACGUCCCCGGCGGCCCACCUCAUACCGACCCGCCCAAUGAUCCCCAAAAUUACGAGCUGAUAAUCGACAAUGACAGUGGCACCUAUCGACCGAAAGGCGAUCUCCUCCCGCUCCUCAAAGAAUUUCUUGGCAAGAAUUUCCCCGGACUGCACGUGGUGGUCAAAGAAUGCACGGAUGAAAAAUUGAUCAAGAUGAAGGAAGGCCAGCGUGAGAAGAAAAAGAAGGAGGGCAAGCAUAUACGGAUUAUACAGAAUUCCGAUGAUGAUCUCAGUAGUAGUGAUGAGGAACGGUUGAAUGAUGAAAAUAAGAAGUCUGGCAGGGAGAAGGCGCUCAAUGCGUUGGAGAAUCCUAAGGGUGCGGCCAAGGAGCUGAUGGCGGGACUCAAACACAAGUCAGAUAAUGCAGAGGCGGCGGGGAAUAAGGCUGAGGUGAAUGGAGGGGCGAGUACAGCUUAA
This is a messenger RNA of Venustampulla echinocandica, 1743 nucleotides long. RefSeq lists its product as uncharacterized. Lineage: Eukaryota; Fungi; Ascomycota; Leotiomycetes; Helotiales; Pleuroascaceae. Gene Ontology annotation, biological process: positive regulation of gene expression. The transcript has 2 exons. The record is from RefSeq and is a predicted model, not a curated record. The coding region runs from base 1 to 1743 and encodes 580 amino acids.